CCCACCACUCCCUCUGCCAGCCGGGGGGAGGACUGUCACUACCAAGUCAGGACUUCACUCUCUUCACUUUCUCCUUGCAAAGUGGCAUUCAUCAGUGCCUGCUGGCAGCUCAAAGACAAAGCCAGGUUGGACUUGACCGAGGUGGCCGCUCUCCUAUGAAGUCAUGUUGCUGUGGUCAGCAUGGAGCGCGAUAUUGCUACUGACCCCGCUAGAGGCUGUAGAGGAGGACGACGUCCGAGCAGGCUGCAGCACAGCUGUAAAUGAUCUGGUCUACAUUGUUGAUGGCUCGUGGAGCGUUGGCUUCUCUGACUUCGACACGGCCAAGCAGUGGCUCAUCAAUAUCACCAGCCAAUUUGACAUCAGCUCCCACUACACACAGGUGGCUGUCAUCCAGUACAGCGACACUCCUCGUCUGGAGAUUCCUCUGGGGAAACACCAAGGUGGAGAAUGGCUCAUCCAGGCCAUACGGAGCAUCACCUACCUGGGUGGAAACACACAGACUGGCAGAGCCAUUAAGUUUGCUGUGGACCAUGUGUUCCCCUCCUCCCAAAGAGCCAGCCAGGUCAAGAAUCGCAUCGCUGUGGUGGUUACUGAUGGCAAAUCUCAGGAUGACGUGGUGGAUGCCAGUAUGGAGGCGCGAGCUCAGGGCAUUACAGUGUUCGCUGUUGGAGUUGGCAGCGAGAUCACCACCUCAGAGCUUGUAUCCAUCGCCAAUAAACCAUCAUCCACCUAUGUCCUGUAUGCCGAGGAUUACACCACCAUCGACCGUAUCCGAGACUCCAUGGAGCAAAAGCUCUGUGAAGAGUCUGUGUGUCCAACACGAAUCCCGGUGGCAUCUCGUGAUGAGAAAGGCUUUGAGCUGAUGUUAGGCAUGAACAUUCAGACGAAAGCCAAAAAAAUCCCCGGCUCUCUGACUUCCGAGGCCGCCUACGCUCUGACAGCCUCCACAGACAUCACUGAGAAUACCAGGGAGAUUUUCCCAGAGGGCCUCCCUCCAUCCUAUGUGUUCGUCGCCACUCUGCGUCUAAAGGGGUCUUCUAGCAAGCUGACCUUUGACCUUUGGAGGGUGUUGUCUAAGGAUAAGAAUAUCCAGGCUGCAGUGACACUAAGUGGGAAGGACAAAAGUGUCAUCUUCACCACCACCAGUAUGACAGAAAAGGAGCAGAGAGUCAACUUUAAAAGCGGCUUUGAGACUCUGUAUGAUGGAAAGUGGCAUCAGCUCAAGCUCCUUGUGAGACCGCGCCAGCUCACCAGUUUCCUCGACGAUCAAACGAUCCAAGAAGUCAUGCUGGAACCGGUGGAGCCCAUUUACAUCAAUGGGGAGACACAGUUGGCUAAGAGGCCAGGAACAGACGUAACUGUCCCUGUGGAGAUUCAGAAGCUGCGUCUGUACUGUGAUCCUCAUCAGAGUGAGAGAGAAACAGCCUGUGAGAUCUACUCUGUGGAUGAUGAAAGGUGUCCUCUGAAUCGAACAGCCACAGCAGAAGAAGAAGAGGAAGAAGACUGCAACUGUGUGGUAGGACCACCAGGGCAGCGUGGCCUGCCAGGACGCAUGGGUUUCCGAGGGGAGAAAGGGAGGGAAGGACCACCGGGACCUGAUGGUAAGCCUGGUAAAGAUGGGUCACCAGGCGAACCUGGGCCUCUUGGAUUGCCAGGGAUGAAGGGUGAAAGUGGCCCAGCAGGACCAAGAGGGGAUCCUGGUCCAAAAGGGAACAUGGGAGACAGAGGAGAACCAGGCUUACCAGGAGAACCAGGACCCCUAGGACUCAAGGGUCUUCCUGGUGAGAGAGGCGAGUCGGGACCUCCGGGAGAAGCUGGACCAAUGGGGGAGCCAGGACUACCAGGCCCCGGCGGACUGGUUGGACCACUGGGACCAAAGGGAGAGACGGGAGACCCCGGGCCGACUGGUGCUGCUGGAGCUCAAGGUGCUCCGGGUGUCCAGGGACCACCAGGGGAAGAAGGCCCAAAGGGAGCUCAGGGAGAGAUAGGAUUGCCCGGGCAGCAGGGACCACCUGGAGUAAACGGAACGCUGGGAAUCCAGGGGCCCCGGGGGCCGCCCGGAGAGAUCGGCCGGGAUGGUCCCAAGGGGGAGUCUGGAGAUCCAGGGGUUGCUGGUCCUGUCGGUCCACCGGGCCAGAAGGGCUCAAGAGGGGAGCCAGGUUUUCCAGGGCCGCCGUUUGCCAUGGAGCUGCCAGCGUUCAAAGGUUACAAGGGGGAGAGAGGAGAGGCAGGAUCUAAAGGACACCAGGGGGAGCCAGGCAGAGAUGGAGUUCCAGGGACUCCCGGCGUCACUGGCGAAGUGGGACCCAGGGGAUGGAAAGGAGAGAAAGGAGUGGCAGGCGAUGUUGGCCCCAGGGGGACUGAAGGAAAGAAGGGGGAGAUGGGCCACGUGGGGUCUGUUGGUCCCAGGGGAUUUCGAGGCCAGGACGGGCUCCCAGGCCAACCAGGCCAACCAGGCUAUCCAGGGAAACCUGGCAAGCCUCCCUCAGAUGAACAUCUUCUAAAGCUCUGCACUGAUGUUCUGCGCAAUCAACUUCCAGCAUUGCUCCAGACUCUGGCCCCCACAGCUAGGUGUGAACCUUGCCAGAGCAUUAAAGGACCCCCAGGCGAGCCAGGAGCACCAGGACCCAAAGGCACAAUGGGGACUCCUGGUUACCCUGGCAGGGGUGGCACUCCCGGUUACCCAGGACCCCCUGGGAUGCAGGGUCCUGCAGGCCUCAAAGGUGACAUGGGGCCACGAGGGCUUAAAGGGAGCAAAGGAGAAGGUUACAGUGGACCUCCAGGACCACCUGGACUGCCAGGGAUUCAAGGUCCUCGUGGAUUCGAUGGAACCGGCCAUCCAGGAAACCAGGGAAUUCCUGGAAAACCAGGACCACCGGGAGAUCCUGGUAAACGGGGCAAUCCAGGGCUUCCAGGGGCUUGUGAUGCUUCCAUGUGUUAUCAGACGUACAACCUCAGGGAACAUUAUAGCAAAGGACCCAACGUCUGACGACAGAGCAGUGUGGAAGAGGCUGCUGUUGACUUAAACACCCACGUGUUUUGAGGAAGCGAUUUACUGUAUGACUGAUUAACAGAGAUAUUUGUGACUGUUAUUUUAUGACAAAACGUUUUUGGAGAACAGCUACACAGCAGGCAGACACAACCUCAUUAGUUGAAUUAAACCGAAAUGGGCCGGGAAUUGAUUCAUGAGUACUAAAUCCAUGAUCAAAGUUGGUCAGCAGGCUUGUGACCCAGUUUGGAAGAUACCAGACUAAUAUGGUUUGGCUACACUUUAAACUUGCAAAAUCUGAACAGCAGGUUUACAUAGUGAGCUCCAGAAAGCACACGCACAGAAAGCAAACAAAUCUCCUCAAAUGUAAUGUAUAAAAUUUAAAUGGAUAAAAUAAAAAUCAUUUUUUUAACAUGCAUUACUGCAUUAAAUUGCAUAUCAUUUACGGAAGUGGACUAGAAUCACCUGUCACACUGUGCUUGAAAGCUGUGCUUUUCUUGGCCUCACCAAAUGAGGUUUACAUCAACCAAUGAAAUUAUUUCUGCCUUCAGUGCAGCUCUGCCUCAGAGAAAUUAUUGUAUCUGCAAAUUAUGUGAAAAGUACAGUCCAUUCCUUGUUAGUGAAUUGGGAAACGUCACGAUGAAAGAACAGGACAGCCCAUUUUCACAUGAUUAUGCUGUGAAAGGGUAGCUAACAUUAAGGCUGAUUCGUCAAACAUAAGAACCUAAAACAUUUCUAAAGUUCAAGUUGAUGCAUAAAUGAGAAAAACUCAGCUGAGGUCAGUCCAAUCACGACAUUAGUUUGCAGUGCAUUUUUUCACUGUCAGCCUGCUUCUAGUGCAUCCCAUGUGUAAUCCCUUCUGGUGGAAAACCAUAUUUCUAUCACCUAUUGUGAACGGAGCACCAGGGUUUGUGCUAAUCCAUUGCUGUGACACACAGGGAUGGAAGAGGCCCGUCACUGUGUAUCAUAUUUGUUAUUUUGUUUACCGGUAUUAUGUGGAUUUAUUUUGGAUUGCUUGUCUGUGUGUGUGGAUUACCGUAAAUUCUCAAAUAGCGGCCCUUACCUCAACUGCAGAUUUCUGCAGGCUUAUAUUACUGACAGGCCUUUAUUUCUAACUUCGUGUUUUGUAAGUCUAUCUUAAAUUAUUUAAGAAGCCUCCCUAUUUCUUGAUUCUGCAAACUUAAAAUGCCUGGUGUACCUCUCUCUCUCUCUCUCUCUCUAUAUAUAUAUAUAUAUAUAUAUAUAUAUAUAUAUAUAUAUAUAUAUAUGUCUAAUCAAUCACAUUUCUGGUAGGCUUUUAAUUUGAAAUAUCUGCAGGAAGUCUCAUUGACAAUAACCAAUAGCAGUGUAGAAGUGAUUGGAAAUAAUAAGUGAAUUUCUCUUAUAAAGUGAAACUCAGAGAAGCAGAGUUUAGAGUAUGCUCGAUUAUUUAAAUACUGGUUUUUAUUUGAGAAUCUAUGGUAUACCAUCUGUAAUGUUAAGGCCAAAAUAGGCUCUUUUAAGAAAGCUGUGCUCAACAGAAAUGUUAAAACAUCAAACAAUCCGAGUUUAACAUUGGUAAUAUGGAAUACAUUGAUUAAAUAAUCAAGGCACAGUAUUGUCUACGUUGUGAUUAUGUGUUAGCAAAGACAGUUGUACUACUGCUGUGCUGGAUCAGGAAAAAUAUCAGUGUGUGCCACUGACUUAAGGCUUAGCGUUUAAAAUGGCAACUUUUCUUAGCAAAAACAGUUCAUUUCAAUGAAAUUGCAGCAAUCAGUGCUUCGGCUUGCAGGGGCGAAGUACAUCCACACAAAUCUUUUGUCUUGAGUUUAACUUUUGGUGAAUUUUGGCGUGCAACCUUGCGGCAUUUACCAAUAGUAAACCAUCUUGAGAGUGCAGACAUUUGAGGAAACAAAGCCCACAGAAGAGACAUGACAUACAGAGUAAUGAGCAGGAGUUUAGGGUACAAAUAAGACAGACAGGUUUCUUUGAUGUAUUUUGCUCAUCCGCCUCAGCAGCUUCAUUUCCUCCUCAUUUUUCAGUGUGCUUUUUUGUUGGACCCCAUGUUUACUUCCGUUAUGCAGAGAAGACACAAUCUGACUGGAUGGAUUACUUUAAUAAUUACCUGUCAAUGCUUUUAAAAUUCAGCAUGGAAAAUUACACAACUCUUGCAGAGCAAGUUAGCAUUUUUAUGCUAACACGCUUUAAGAUGGUUGAAUAAUUAGAACUAUGGACUCCAUUCAAUGCUCAAUUUAAAAUGAGCAAAAGGAAUUCAGAGUGUUAGUUACGUAGUGUAACUCCAGGUUGUAUAAGUAUAGGGACAGCCCUCUCAGUUUGAGCCACCAGUCACCGGCUCAGAUGGCAGUGCUGGGGGAGGAGAAACCUUUGGAUGCUGACCUCAGGAGCACUGUGGGCACGCUCCUAAUAUUUUGCACCUCUUCCAACGCCAUCACCAUUGAGUGGCCUGAACAGCCCAUCUGGGCUAAUGGGGGUGUCAGAGAGCCCCCUCCUUUCUGUGUCUGGGAUAAAAGUAAGAAAAGGUCAGAAUGGAGCUGGACACCAUGUUAAUCUCAGGAGAAGAAAUUAUCUUGAGAAGGCACGACAUCAGCUCCCCAUGUACACCUUUAUUAAAAUGUGAUCUGCAUCCACACACGUUAUUCGGACAAGGAAAAACACAUGUUAAUGCAAGUUGUAAAUGCGUGGUGACUAAAAUGUGAUCUGCCUGACCACAUCCGGAGGUCGUCUGGCUUGCUUCAUGUUCGGAGUAAGUAAGCACAGCUCAUACAAGGUGCUGGAAACACAUACAGGUAUUUACUUUUAACCAACACAAAAUAUGUGAGAAGUGAGACGGCUGAAAGAGAUGUGCCUCUAAUUAUCGAUUUUAUGUCUAUUCCGUGCCAUUAAAGAGCCAAAGGUGCGUUAUUCAAAAGAAAGGCAAUGAAAUAAUAGCGGUACAGGUGGGAAAUGAAUGAUAUACACUAAGAAAUGACUGUGUGUGUGACUCGUUUUUCAUUUCCUGUUUUGCCUAACUCAACAUCUGACAAGCUUGGAUCGUUUCUUUUCUGGAUAAUAUGUCUGGAUACAAGUCCCAUUUUAAUACCAGGUGUGAAUGGGGUGCAUGUUGAGUGGCCAAGACAGCAGGGAGAUGUUGGUGAGCACCUCAGACGCCUGGAAGGUGUGCCAAUGAGAGAGGUUGGUUAACAUAACAGUAAUAAUGUCUCUGGCGGGAGGUUGGGCCAGCUGCCGUCCAGCAGCUCCGUUGGUUUAGCUUCAGGGGAAUAUCAGGAGGGAUGCCGCGCUUUGCAAAAUUCUCCACUUCUCGAUGGCUGGAAAGCGAGGCAUUACAGGAUGGAUCUAUCCACCUGAGCCACCAGAAACUCACUCAUGUCAUCCAGGAGGCUUCUCGACCUGAGGAAGGCGAGCACAGUAUGGACAUGCUGCUUGGGGGGGUGAGGGCCAGGCCGGCACGCUCUGGCCCGAGGAACAGCUUACAGCUGGCAUGCAGGUUUAGAUCCACGACGCAGGUCUAUGGAUAUGGAUUUAGAGCAGCUUUUUCAGAUCCAGACAGAAGGAUUUAGAAACAAUAAACCGCUAUAGGAAUCAUAUUGGCUGCUACAGACAAAAAGCAGGAAACAUUCAUAUUCAGGAACGAGCAGUGACACAAUGUGUUUGCAAGGAGCAAGAAAAGAUUUUUUUUCUUUUUACACAAAUUCUGAAGACUGUAUUUCCAUAACCAUUUUCUAUUUCUAUUGGUUGUUUUAUGGGAAAUAUCCAGUUUUCCAAGUUGACACCAAGAUUGGUUAGAACUUUUUCUUUGUCCUACUGUUUACUACUAUUGUUAUUUUUGCAUUUCUUUUCUAAUUUUUGAUAAAAAUAUGAUUUCACUGUAUGAAGAUGUCACACAGCUUAACCGCAUGUUGCCAAAUCAUGCCUUCAGCCUUGAGCUUUGCUUAUGUUGCAUCAUUAUGUUAUUGAAAUGUUAAGUGUUAACAAGAAAAACUCUAAAGCCAUAGCCAGCAGCUCCUGGGCUGCAUUGUUUACCACAUUCCACAGUAAUAAAUGGUUUGAUGAAACAAACAUUGAUAUUGAAAUAUUGAUGAUUUUGCUAUUUGUGGAGACUUUCCAGUUGCGUAUA
Chelmon rostratus (copperband butterflyfish) is the source of this 7103-nucleotide messenger RNA. Its product is annotated as collagen alpha-1(XXI) chain. The record is from RefSeq and is a predicted model, not a curated record. The transcript has 32 exons. Bases 164 to 2989 code for a protein of 941 amino acids. Lineage: Eukaryota; Metazoa; Chordata; Actinopteri; Chaetodontiformes; Chaetodontidae.